UCUUUCAACCAAUCACCAUGCAGAAACCGAACGUAACACGUAUCAAAAAGUGAAGAAACAGGAAAUAAGGAAAUUUCGCAAUUCAUUGGACUGGCUCUCUCACUCUGCAUCUUAGAUAAGUAAGAGAAAAAGAUUAGAUUUUUUUUUUUAUAAAAUUGGGAUUUUUGUGUGUGGUUUUUGAGGAUCGAUGGCUGCACCACCAGCAAGAGCUCGGGCUGAUUAUGAUUACCUCAUUAAGCUUCUUUUGAUUGGUGAUAGUGGUGUGGGGAAGAGUUGUCUGCUUUUACGCUUUUCUGAUGGUUCCUUUACUACUAGUUUCAUAACAACUAUUGGAAUCGAUUUUAAGAUAAGAACCAUUGAGCUUGAUGGUAAGAGGAUCAAAUUACAAAUCUGGGAUACAGCUGGUCAAGAGCGAUUUCGAACUAUUACAACUGCUUACUAUCGUGGAGCCAUGGGGAUUUUGCUGGUUUAUGAUGUUACUGAUGAGUCAUCUUUCAACAAUAUUAGGAACUGGAUUCGCAAUAUUGAACAACAUGCUUCGGACAAUGUCAACAAGAUACUGGUUGGAAACAAGGCUGACAUGGAUGAGAGCAAAAGGGCUGUGCCAACCUCCAAGGGUCAAGCUCUUGCUGAUGAGUAUGGUAUCAAGUUCUUUGAAACUAGUGCUAAGACAAAUUUGAAUGUGGAGGAGGUUUUCUUUUCAAUAGCCAGGGACAUUAAGCAAAGGCUUGCUGAAUCUGAUAAUAGGGCCGAGCCCUCGACACUCAAAAUUAAUCAGCAAGACCCUGCAGCAAGUGGUGGUCAAGCUGCUCAAAAGUCGAGUUGCUGUGGAUCGUAAAGGUUAUAAAAGUAUGCAUAUUCACCAUGGAUGGUUCAGCUAUUGGCACUCAAAAGUAAAACUAAUUUCGAUGACAUUAUUUCUGUUAUUUUUUUCACAACUACCAAGCUUAGCUGUUAAAGGCAGUUCCCUAUUUUUCACAUAAUUUGUUGAAUUUAUAAACAUCUGUCUUUACUCUUCUUGAACUUAAGUUACCCCUGUUAUGUAUUUGUCUUGAUGUAGAUGGAUAAUCUGAAUUCAAGCAUGUUUUCUCUUAGAAGGAUAAAAAAGAAGGCGCAGUGCCAGGAGUUCAGUUUUGUAUUCAUAAUUCAUGCUCAUAUACGUGUAUGUUGUUUGGUAAUGUCUUUAUCCAGGUGAGCUCAGAGACCAUUGAUGCUUAGAACUUAC
Durio zibethinus is the source of this 1225-nucleotide messenger RNA. RefSeq names its product ras-related protein RABE1c-like. Gene Ontology annotation, molecular function: GTPase activity; GTP binding. NCBI's taxonomy places the organism in Eukaryota, Viridiplantae, Streptophyta, Magnoliopsida, Malvales, Malvaceae. The record is from RefSeq and is a predicted model, not a curated record.